Messenger RNA from Hippopotamus amphibius kiboko, 930 nucleotides. RefSeq names its product olfactory receptor 5K3-like. Gene Ontology annotation, molecular function: olfactory receptor activity; odorant binding; G protein-coupled receptor activity. The coding region runs from base 1 to 930 and encodes 309 amino acids. NCBI's taxonomy places the organism in Eukaryota, Metazoa, Chordata, Mammalia, Artiodactyla, Hippopotamidae. The transcript has a single exon. Gene Ontology annotation, biological process: sensory perception of smell; G protein-coupled receptor signaling pathway. Gene Ontology annotation, cellular component: membrane. The record is from RefSeq and is a predicted model, not a curated record.
AUGAUUGAGAAUAACUACUCUUUGACAACUGAAUUUAUUCUCAUAGGAUUCACAGAUCACCCACAACAGAAGACCCUUCUGUUUCUGGUGUUCCUCACCAUCUAUCUGAUCACCAUGGUGGGAAAUCUUGGCCUGGUGGCACUGAUAGUUACAGAGCAUCGUCUUCACACACCAAUGUACAUCUUUCUGGGUAACCUUGCUCUGAUGGAUUCCUGUUGUUCCACUACCAUUACCCCAAAGAUGCUAGAGAACCUCUUUUCUAAAGACAGAAUGAUUUCCCUCUAUGAAUGCAUGGCACAAUUUUAUUUUGCCUGCCUAGCUGAAACUGCAGAUUGCUUUCUCCUGGCAGCAAUGGCCUAUGAUCGUUACGUGGCCAUCUGCAACCCACUGCAGUACCACACCAUGAUGUCAAAGAAACUCUGCAUUCAGAUGAUCACAGGGGCCUACAUAGCUGGAAACCUGCAUCCCACGAUUCAUACAGGGUUUCUGUUUAGGUUAACUUUCUGUGGGUCUCAUCAAAUCAAUCACUUCUUUUGUGAUGUUCUCCCAUUAUACAGACUCUCCUGUGUGGACCCUUAUAUCAAUGAAUUGAUGAUAUUUAUCUUUGCAGGGUCAGUUUUAAUCUUCACUAUUACUGUAGUAAUGAUCUCUUACCUUUUCAUUCUUUUCAUGAUUUUCAAGAUGAAAUCCAAAGAAGGAAAAGGCAAAGCCUUAUCAACUUGUGCAUCCCACUUUCUCUCUGUCUCAAUAUUCUAUGGUUCUCUUCUUUUCAUGUAUGUUCGACCAAAUUCAGGUAAGGAAGAAGAUAAAGAUAUACCUGUUGCCAUUUUUUAUACUCUAGUGAUUCCCUUAUUAAACCCUUUUAUUUAUAGUCUAAGAAAUAAGGAAGUAAUAAAGGCUAUGAAAAAAGUUAGGAAGAAAACUUCAUAA